Pipistrellus nathusii (Nathusius's pipistrelle) is the source of this 969-nucleotide messenger RNA. The record is from the annotation of a GenBank genome assembly. Lineage: Eukaryota; Metazoa; Chordata; Mammalia; Chiroptera; Vespertilionidae.
AUGGGGUUGCAGGAGCGAAGAGGAUCAGUCCUGCUUUUAAACAUACUUCAAGUUCUUUUCAAGAUCAUGAUUCUGGAAGGAAGUGGUGUAAUGAAUCUCAACCCCAGCAACAACCUCCUCCACCAGCAGCCCUCCUGGACCGACAGCUACCCCAUGUGCAAUGUUUCCAGCGGCUUUUUUGGAGGCCAGUGGCAUGAAAUCCACCCUCAAUAUUGGACCAAGUACCAGGUGUGGGAAUGGCUUCAGCACCUGCUGGACACCAACCAGCUGGACGCCAGCUGCAUCCCUUUCCAGGAGUUCGACAUCAAUGGCGAGCACCUGUGCAACAUGAGUUUGCAGGAGUUCAUCCGGGCGGCGGGGACGGCGGGGCAGCUCCUUUACAGCAACUUGCAGCAUCUCAAGUGGAAUGGCCAGUGCAGCAGUGACCUGUUCCAGUCCACACACAAUGUCAUUGUCAAGACUGAACAAACGGACCCUUCCAUCAUGAACACCUGGAAAGAAGAAAACUAUUUAUAUGACACCAACUAUGGUAGCACAGUAGAUUUGUUGGACAGCAAAACCUUCUGCCGAGCCCAGAUCUCCAUGACAACCACCAGUCACCUUCCUGUAGCAGAGUCACCUGAUGUAAAGAAGGAGCAAGACCACCCUGUCAAGUCCCACACCAAAAAGCACAACCCGCGAGGGACUCACUUAUGGGAAUUCAUCCGGGACAUCCUCCUCAAUCCAGACAAGAACCCAGGGUUAAUCAAGUGGGAGGACAGGUCAGAGGGCAUCUUCAGGUUCUUGAAGUCGGAGGCAGUGGCUCAGCUGUGGGGCAAAAAGAAGAACAACAGCAGCAUGACCUACGAGAAGCUCAGCCGGGCCAUGAGAUAUUACUACAAAAGAGAAAUCCUGGAGCGGGUGGACGGACGGAGACUGGUGUAUAAAUUUGGGAAGAACGCACGUGGAUGGAGAGAAAAUGAAAACUGA